Molecule: messenger RNA, 7068 nt
Organism: Canariomyces notabilis
Lineage: Eukaryota; Fungi; Ascomycota; Sordariomycetes; Sordariales; Chaetomiaceae
Exons: 9
Coding region: 1-7068 (2355 amino acids)
Biological process (GO): regulation of DNA-templated transcription; regulation of GTPase activity; signal transduction
Cellular component (GO): cytoplasm
Molecular function (GO): zinc ion binding; phosphatidylinositol binding; DNA-binding transcription factor activity, RNA polymerase II-specific
Source: RefSeq, a predicted model, not a curated record
AUGGAAUCGUCUUUCCAGGACAGCCCUACCAUUGGGAGGACACAGGUGCUUUCGCUGGCUGGCACCCAGGACUACACGGCAAACAGCCCACUGUCAGCGCCGUCACCAGCGGCGAGCUCGAGUCCCGGCCCAACACGCGCAGGUUUCCCAUCGCCAAUCCAGGCCUCGUUUCCUUCCGCUGCUGUCCCACGCAUUGUAACCACGGCAGCCCCCGAAGACGGCUAUUCGCAUGAGUCCGAGAAAACAUAUUACAACAGCGACUCUUCGGGUACUGCCACUCCUGAGGAGAGAAGUCCAGGGUGUCCUUCUAGAGACCCCCCUAUAGGCCAGUCAUCGACCAUGGCUGGCCAGUCGAGCGUUCGGGCAGAGCCCGCUAAGAGUGCGCCGAGGAAUUCUUCGAUGGAUUCGGCCAUUUCUGCAAUUUCGUCGAGGUCCACCCCUAAUACUUCUUCUCGCGACAGUGGUGUGGGAACGACGGACAUCGCACACCUAAUAAAGACGGCCGGCAGCGCCGAGGCGGUCAUUCAGUAUCUACUAAAAGACAAGCAGUCGCAGUCCCAACAGAAUGCUCAGUUGUGGAGGCUAGUCGAUAAGCAGCGAGCCAUGAUUUUAGGACUUAAUAAGGAUCUCGAAAGAGCACUGAAGGAUAAGGAGAAGUACCGCAAAAAGCUGAAAGAGAUUAUGGAAGGGUCCGAUACGCAUCCGGUCGCCGCUCCAUCCGCAUCCGGCACUCAAGGAACGCCGAGCGAGCACGCACUGGACCAAUUCGACCAUGAAGCGCAGGAGAGGGAAGCCGAGCAAGCAGCGAGAAAAGCAGAGGAAACCAAAGGUCUCCAUAUCAAUAUGGAUAUCCCGCCCUCUCGCAGCACAUCUCGCAACCCGCCGCAGAUCCCGCCGCCUCAGCCACCCGUUGGCCCGCCUGACCGAUCGGAGAUACCUGACGAGGCUACCCUAAAUUUCCCUCCACCCCCUGCUCCUCCGCCGCGGAAACCUCCUCCAGCUCCUUUGCAUCUCAACAACGCGAAACCGAAGCAUUCGGCUACCCCAGAGGACGAACCUGAAACGGAUACCGACUACGACGAUAUCCUUGAGGUACAGGAGGUGUCUGAUGAAGACCGAAGAGGACGCCGAAGAACACGCGAAGAAGACGAGAAGGAACGUGAAAUACUGGCGAGGAAAGAAGCAGAAUUGCGCAGCCAAUCGAAGAAGAGCAAGAAAAGCAGCAGCCGGAAGAGUACUACCCAGGUAGAGGCGCCCUCAAGCGAGACGCCUGCCAGUCCCAGAGUGGUCCAGACUACGAUGUUGAUCCGGGAACACGCGUCUCUUGCCGGGGUUUUGAGCGGGGCUCCCGACGUUCGGCCACCUGCGCUGUUGAGCCCAGGACUCCCAUCAAGCCCGCGGCCAAUAGCGCUCAAGUCUCCAGUCAACUCCCCGCCGUUGUCCCCAUUAGGUGUUGCGAACUUCCCUGGCGUGCCAUUGUCGCCUCGGCCACCGCGCGUGCCUAUCCCGCUACCCCCUAACACUCCACUCCAGACACCUUCCCCGGCAAGAGAUCCCUUGGUGUUAACAUCUCCUAAGCCGUUGAAUAUAAUCAAGCAGGCCGACCAAGAUCACGCAACUCCUAGCCCUACCAAGUCGAGCACUGACAGCCCUGUCGAGAGGACAAAGAUCUACAAAGGCUUCGUUACCGAGGAGUAUCCUGACCUGCUGCUUCCGCCCAACGCGCUUCCGUCCAUCGAUAUCAAGGUCGCAUCAUCGCGCAUGAAGCCCUCAAGAGCCAGCCUGCUAUCUCUCACGCAACUGGAGGAGGAUCCCGUCUUUACUUUGGCAGUCUACUCGAGAGCAGACGGCGGCGAGCUAUGGCGAGUGGAAAAGGAUUCGGCAUCGCUAGCUAAGCUGGAUCAGCGGUUGAAACAGUGCCCCACAUUCACCGCAAAAACACCAGACAGGUCGCUUUUCAGCGGUCAUGCGCCCGCCAAACUCGACGCCCGGCGUGUCGCUCUGAAUCAGUAUCUGGACGAGCUGUUGAACACACCACUUGACAAUGCUACUGCCCUUGAACUCUGCAAAUAUCUGUCUACUGGCACGCUUCCGCCAAACGCAGAUGAGACGGGCAGUUCGACUGGCGAGUCGAGGCCAGAGUCACAAAGAGUGGGGCCAGGCGGGCGGCCAUUCCGCAGUGGCUACCUGACAAAACGCGGCAAAAACUUUGGCGGCUGGAAGGCUCGGUACUUCAUCCUCGAUGGGCCACUACUGAAAUACUAUGAGACGCCUGGCGGCGCGCAUCUGGGGACUAUCAAGCUUCAGAAAGCGCAAAUUGGGAAGCAGGCGCACCACGGCAAUGAAGGCUCACCGGCACAAAGCAGCGAGGACGGUGAUAACCAGUAUCGGCACGCGUUUUUGAUUCUAGAGCCCAAGAAGAAAGACCCCAAUAGCGUGACGAAACACGUAUUGUGUGCUGAAAGCGACAAGGAGCGCGAUCAGUGGGUUGCCGCUCUGCUUCGAUGGAUUGACUACAAGGAUCCGGACGAGGAGGAAUCCUCCAAGAAAGAUCACGGCCACGACCGGCACGGCGCUGGCGGUACCGAGAAAUCAAACGGCAAAAAGAAGUCGCACGGCCAGGGAAAGCAGCAGCAACAUGUCCAGCAGGCGAGUGGCGGUGAUGAGGCGCUGAUCGGGGUGAGCUACGAAGCCACGAAGCAAGGCGAUGCUCCUCAAGGUUUGCCAUCCAAGGCGAAGCAGCCGGGUCAGCAGGACCACGACUCGACUCACAGUCAGUCGACGACAUCGUCGUACACGAUCUCGGCACCUCGUGAUCCCCAGGUGAUUUCGAAUUCGGAUUCGUGGGGCAGCAAGCUGGGUACAGGUCUGGCUGCGCCGAGUCAUGAAGAGAAGAAGGCGAGGAAGCGUAGCUUUUUUGGUUUCGGCCCGAAGGCGAGGACAUCGAGCGACGGUCAGGACUCUCUCUUUGGAAGUGAGAGCGGCAGCGUACCAAACCAGUAUCACGGGCCGGUCCGACAGGUCUUUGGCGCAACACUGGCGGAAGCGGUCAAAUAUAACCCGCCAGUAGACGUCAAGGUACCGAUACCUUCUGUUGUCUACCGGUGUAUCCAAUAUCUUGAUGCGAAGAAUGCCAUCUUUGAGGAGGGCAUUUUCCGUCUGAGCGGGUCAAACCUGAUCAUCAAGCAGCUUAGAGAACGGUUCAACAAUGAGGGCGACAUCAACCUUCUCACGGAUGAGCAGUACUACGACAUUCACGCAAUUGCUUCCCUGCUCAAGAUGUACCUCCGCGAGUUGCCGAGCACAAUCCUGACCAACGAUUUGCGCACGCAGUUUAUCGCUGUCACAGAGAUGACGAACCAAAAGGAGAAGAUGGCGGCUUAUGCCGAGCUUGUGGAGCGGCUUCCGCAGGCCAACAGUGCGCUGCUCAAGUAUCUGAUUGCAUUCUUGAUCAAGAUCAUCGACCACUCGGAUGUCAACAAGAUGACGGUGCGCAACGUUGGCAUUGUCUUCUCGCCGACGCUCAAUAUCCCAGCGCCCGUGUUUGCAACAUUCCUGCAGAACUACGAAGCUAUAUUUGGGAUACAUCCGUCGGAGUAUGAGCUCCCCGUGACGGAGCCAGAGGGGCUGCAAGAGCGGCGACCCUCUCUCCCCGCAUCGUUCCAGGAACGACGGCCGUCGGAUGGGCGGCCCUCGACAUCGCACAGCGACUCUCCUCACAGGCAGCGCCUCAUGGAAUCCCUGGAAGGCAACCGGAGCACGCCGACUCCGCCGCCAAUGACAAUGCAACAGGUGGCGCAGAUGAAUGCGGCGUCGAUGCUCUCGAGGAGCACACCGACUCCGCCACCACAGCGGCCAAUGAACCACGACUCGCCAAUGAUGCGGCCGGCGUACGAGAGCGGAUUCGUCGUCUCCCAGGGGUAUGAUCCGAGCCAGAUGGCAGGUGGCAGACCUGGUCCGGGACACGAGCGGCCGCAUUAUGAGAACGGUCUGACGCCGGUCCCUUACGAGCAACCGUAUAAGAGCCGGCGGGAGAGUUCCAUGUUCAUGGGCACCCUCACCCAGCAAUCUUCCAAAAGCCGACUGAGGGAGGAAACGCAUUUGUUUUCUGUGCUACGUUCGUGUCUAUGCUCAACAGCCGAACCCCCACAGCAUCUGAGCCCAGAGAGCCAUCCACAACAGACGCAAGCGCAGUCACAGCCGCAGCAAACACUGGCCCCAUCGCCGACGCCGACGCCAACACCCGCAGCAUCCAUGCAAACAAAACAACACCAACAACCGGGUCCCAGCACGCAUUCCAUCACCUCUCCCGCCGCUGCAUCUUUUUCCUUCUCCCCGCAAACGCCAAACCCACCAACACCCGCCGCGAUCGAUUCCAACGUCUCCUCUCCCGUCUCCGUCUCCGUCCCCCCUCAAUCUCGCGUCCCCCGGGGCCAAGUUCAAGGCAAUGAUGGCCAAACCCUGACAGACUCAAACUCCUCCUCCGCCGUCUACAACAACGACCAUGAUCAUGAUCAUGACGAACAACACCAAUCCCCUCGAUCCUCCACCUCCACCACCCUUCUUCUUCCCCAUGGCACUACCACCACCACCACCACCACCAUCACAGCAGCACAACAGGAAGCGAAAAAGCCCCGCGCAUGCGAGUCAUGCCGCGCCCUCAAGGUCCGCUGCGACCCGGACCCCUCGGCAGGCGGAGACCCGGACAACGCCCCCUGCAGGCGCUGCGUCAAAGCCAAGCGCCAGUGCGUCGUCACCCAGCCGACGAGGAAAAGGCAAAAGAAGACGGAUAGCAGAGUCGCCGAGUUGGAAAAGAAGAUUGAUGCCCUCACCGCCAGCCUGCAUGCCACCCGCGGUGCGGCUCCUCCUCCUCCCGGGCGUGUUGAGGAGAGUGUUCGGGGUGCGGGUGGUAGUGGCGGUGGUGGUGGUGAUGGUGGUGAUGGUGGAGGUGGUGGCGGGGUAGAGAAUUCCCCGCAGAGGAGGGGGAUUCUAACCAUGCCCCUCGCCGUUGAGUUGUAUGCUCGGUAUACCAAUCACAUGUGCCAGCACCUACCUGGCGUCGUCUUCCCGCCUGGCAUGACCGCCGCAGAGCUUAGGGCGACAAAACCGAUCCUGUUCAUGGCCAUCAUGGCUGCCGCGUCGUCCGAGAUGCCCGCCCUCCAACGGACCUUGACGAAGGAGUUGAUGCAAGUGUUUGCGGAAAAGAUCAUUGUUGUGGGCGCUAAGAGUCUCGAGUUGGUGCAGGCGCUCCAAGUCGCCACCAUUUGGUACUGGCCCCCUGAGCGGUUUGAGGAGCUCAAGUUCUACCAGCUGGUGCACGUCGCGGCCGUCAUGGCCAUCGAGAUUGGGCUGGGCCGGAAGAAGCAAGCCAAGGAUGGGUUUAGGAAGCACAUAUCGUUCGCCUGGCGCGACCAUCCGCUCCGCAAGCAGGCCCCGCCAGAUCCCACCACCAUCGAAGCGCGCCGGGCCUGGUUGACUUGCUACUUUCUGGCGACGAAUACUGCCAUGGCUCUGCACCGCGCCAACUUGAUCCGUUGGACGCCUUUUGCUGCGGAAUGCAUGGAUGUCCUGGAGACGUCGCCCGACGCUGCACCCACGGACAAGUACCUGUGUCACCUGGUCUGGACGCACAAGCUCGCUGAGGAGGUGGGCACCCAAUUCUCAAUGGACGAUCCCAUGUCGACGCCGAACAUUGCGGAUCCGCGCACGCAGUAUGCGCUGAGGGGAUUCGAACGGGAUUUGGAGAGGUACAGCAGCGCUAUCCCGGGAGAACUGCUGCAGCCAUCGCUCAGAAUGAGUUUUCAUGUCCUGAGUUUGUAUAUGCAUGAGAUCGUUACGCACGGCGAGUGCGCCGAGGACUGCCGAAUGAAUCCCUCAGGGACACCGCUAAUUGCCACGGACACGCCCCUGACGCCCGCGCAUAUCAACGCUUUGUCAGCCUGUCUCACGGCCAUUGAUGGUAUAUUUGAUGUAUUUUUAUCGCUCGACGUCCACACCAUACGCUGUCUGCCCGUCUUCAAUUUUGUGCGGGUCGCCUACGCUGUCGUCGUCUUGAUCAAGCUGUAUUUCGCGGCAUCAUCGCCCAAGAGUGAGCUGGGAAAAGUCAUUAACAAAGCCAACAUGAAGGUCGAGCAGCAUCUGGACAAUCUGCUCGAAAAGUUCCGCGCCACGGCCGCCGAGGACAGGAGCCGGCCAGCCAUCAAGUUCCUCGUCGUUCUCUUCAUGCUCCGCUCGUGGUUUGAGAAGCAGAAGCAGAGCCAAAGUAGCGGGCUGAAUGCGGCUGCCGUCCCCUCGGCCGAGACACCACCUCCAGCAGCAUCUUACUCCGCCCGGCAGAGCACAGGCGAGAAGGGCACCCCUACCCCCUCAGCGCCGACCCGUCCUCAUCAUCAUCAACAACAACAGCAGCAGCAGCAACAACAACAGCAACAUCAACAGCCACAACCACAGCCACAACAGCCAAACUACACAACCACCACCAGCACCCCGCUCCAGCUCCUCUCAGAAAUCGCAACCAACAACUCAGCCGCAUCAACAACCCUCGCCCCGGGAACAGCUGCACCCCGGCCAACCAGUAGCGCCGACCUCCUCCAGGGCAAUAGCAGCCCACCUUGGCUCAACAGACCCCUCAUGUACGGCGGCGCGCUUCAUCAACAACCCGGCACAACCUCCACCGGCGCUGAUCGCAGCCCACCGGCUUUCAUAGGCGGCAUAGCCCCGCCGCACCAUCAGCCGCCGCCGCAGCAGAGCAUGGCCUCCUCCUCCCUGCCCUGGCUGAACAGUCCCUUGCAUCUUGCCGGCGGCUACCUGGACGGCGCCAUGCUCGGCGACGGCUUCGCGCAGGCCAUGGACCUGACGUUGGGAGGCGUUGUCGACGGGAGUUUCAGCGCUGAGGAUAGCCUGCGGUACAUGGAUGCCAUGGAUCUCGGGUGGUUUCAGAUGGGCGGCGGUGGUGGUGUUGUGGGCAUGGAUGCUGGGGGGUUUGUGGGUGGUGCCGCUGCCGGGCACGGGGUCGGGGUCGCGGAGGAUGUUGGUCAUGGUACGAACGGGUUUGGGUUUCAGGGCUAA